AUGAGCGACGACAAGACUAUUCAGUUCACUUCGCAUAACGAACGGCAAAUCGAAAGAACGCGCAUUCUUACCAUGAAAUACGGCAAGCAACAAAUGGCGCUAAUUCGCAAACGGCUCCUAGUGGAAAUGUGGCUGUUGGAGCAGUUAGAAAUUAUUUUUGAAGACGAAGUAAGAUUUUUUGAGUCAAUGAUUUGCCCGUGCUUGUUAUCUCGCACACAGUUACAGGAAAUGCGUAACUCUUGGUAG
Messenger RNA from Soboliphyme baturini, 246 nucleotides. The record is from the annotation of a GenBank genome assembly. NCBI's taxonomy places the organism in Eukaryota, Metazoa, Nematoda, Enoplea, Dioctophymatida, Soboliphymatidae.